Salvelinus fontinalis (brook trout) is the source of this 3431-nucleotide messenger RNA. RefSeq lists its product as uncharacterized. Gene Ontology annotation, biological process: sperm capacitation. Gene Ontology annotation, cellular component: sperm fibrous sheath; cytoplasm. Gene Ontology annotation, molecular function: calcium ion binding. The coding region runs from base 773 to 3214 and encodes 813 amino acids. The transcript has 4 exons. The record is from RefSeq and is a predicted model, not a curated record. NCBI's taxonomy places the organism in Eukaryota, Metazoa, Chordata, Actinopteri, Salmoniformes, Salmonidae.
CCCAGAUAUUUUCUGAGGAGUAAUUUUCUAAGGACUAUUUAUGUCUGUAAUAAAGCCUUUUUGUGGGUAAAAACGAAUUCUGAUUGGCUGGGCCUGGCUCUCCAGUGGGUGGGCCUAUGCCCUCGCAGACCCACCCAUGGCUGCACCCCUGCCUGUCCAGUCAUGUGGAAUCCAUAGAUUAGGGCCUAAUGAAUUCAUUUCAACUGACUGAUUUCCUUAUAUGAACUGUAACUCAGUAAAAUGUUUGAAAUUGUUAUAUGUUGUGUUUAUAUUUUUGUUCAGUAUAUUGUAAUGCCGAUAACAUCGGUCUUGUGGUUUAAUUUAUGCCCAUAUGAAGAAAAAAAUACUUUCUUUGAUUAGUUGGCACCAUAUGGAGGAGGCGGGAGGCAAGUUCAGAUGCCAUGCAUUGUGAUCUAAAGCUGACGCAUAAUAAUGCCUUUCCUAUGUGGACCACGCCCGUUAUUAUGACGAACUGCUUAUUUCGAAAUUCGUUUUACCGUUUUAUUACAUUGUUACCUAUUGGUAAAAUCAUUUGACAUCAUAUUGUUUUGCGUUUGUAAUACGGGAAUUGAAAAGAGGACAGUUUCUUCGCAGAGUAAGUUCAUUUACUUUUCAGACAAAAGUUGAAACACAGUCAACCUACAUAAAAAAGUAUCUGACGCUGACGGGUUCUUUAUAUACGUUAAUAUAGGCAGAUGCAUUCGAUUGAUUUAAUUGAUAUAGUAUUUCCCUCAUAGAAUUCUCUCUGAGGUGAUGCUCCAUUAAAGCCGAGAUGUCCUACAGCUAUCCCGCCAAAGUCAACGUGCCUCCAGGCUUGAGGACGCUUUUGGAAGGCCUCAGUCGGGCAGUAGUGAAAAGGCGUCCAGAUUACAUCUCACAGUUUGCUCAGUUGUACUUUGCUGAGCUCUUGCGCUUCAGGACAGAAAAUCCAACUCUUGAUAUCAAAGCCCUCGUGAGAGAAUUCAAUGCAACUAAAGUGCCUAAGUUACCAAGUCAUGGCAUUGGAACUGUGAUUGCUCCACUGGCAGUUCAGAAUGAAAGUGCCACAGCAGUCUCUUCUGGUGGUCCAUAUGUCCAACCAUGUGGAGUUUACCCUCCGGUCAGGAUUUUCCCAACCCUUCCCAGUAUUCCAGGAGUGGAGGAGCAGGGUGCUGAGCAGCCCUGGAUCCACAGCCAGGACAUUCUGUACACCGUCUCAACAUUGCCUGGUCUAUCAGACUCCAAUGAAGCUUCAGAAGUAACCUCCCUAGCAAGCCAAUACCUCAAUGACAAUGGCCUUCAGAGCCUCCUGCAGACAGUUAUCUCUAACGUCUCCCCUCACCCCAUCUCAGCAGAGCAGACCGAUGAUGUAGUUGUCUUCCGCAGGAAAUCCAGCACCGACUGCAUGACGGCUGACUGUGACAUCAACUCUGCUGCUUCAGACCGGACCCGGCGAACCGAGUCAGCUCUCUUCGAGAGGGUCCCACUGAGUGAGAUCGAUCUCAUAUCCAAUGCUGUUCUGAUCAGGACACCUUCUGUGCCCUGUGAGUACAUGAUUGUGGUGCAGUCAGACAACGUCCCGGAGACCAUAGUGUUUCAGAGAGACUCAUCAGUCAGUAAGAAAAUGAGGAAUGCUCGAGCAGCAGCUGGUGGUGCUGCCACUGGUGCACCGGGCAAUGCCCAGUCUGACUGCACACCCUGUUUGACCCUGCCUACAGCCCCAUCGCAAAUGGUCAAAGAUCAGCCAGCCACCAAAUUGGUCACGCCCUUAGUGGUGACUGAGGACCCUCAGCUUUUUGGUGGUGGAAAUAGGGCUGUCUUAACCCAACUUGGUUGGAAUCCACUUUCACCUGGAGACAAUUUUUUCUACAAGCACAUGGACAUAAAUACAGCAUUUCCUGAUGCAAAUGCCUACAACCCCUACAUGAAUGAAAUGAUAGUGGAUGAAAUGAAUGAGGUGAACUUUGGUAUUUUACCCAAGGUGUCAGAUGAGAUGACAUGCUUCAAUGUUAUGGGCCCACCCACCUUCAUGCCACCACGUGUUUCAGCAGCAGAAGAAAUAAGUGCUUCUAGUUUAGUGUAUCCUCAGAUUUCAGCUGGACAGGAGGCUAAUACACUCUGUUUGGUGCUCCCGACGAUUUCCAUUGCUCAAGAAAGUGGAGCACUCCCGUUGCUUAGCCCACCAUCUAUCUCAAUGCCACAAGCCAUUACAGUCCCCAGUGGGAUGUGCCCAGCCAUCUCACAACCAGAGGAAAUAAAGACCUCCAAGGCAGAGGAAAUAGAGGCCGUCCGAUCAAUGUACCCUCCUAUUGUGCCACCCAGUUUACCAAACCCAUCUGUACCAGCUCCACAGGAAACAACAGCCACUCUGCUUCAUCCCCCAUUUUUGGCCCAGGUGGAAACAAGACCCACUUCAUUGCCACACCCCCAGGCCCCAGUUGCCCACAUGCAUCAGUGCACUGGUCAAAAUGCACUAGCAUUCCAUGUGAAUGAGGAGAGCAGAAGAACACCAUAUAUGAUUCCAUUGGUCUCCCAAAGCAUUAUGGGAGUGACACAGAUGUAUGUUCAACCACAACAACCCCAGUUCAUUCACAGCUGGUCCAGAGAAGCAGAUUCACAAAGGCCAUGUGACACAGCGCCUACUGCGGCCAUGCCAGAGUUCCAGUAUGUUAGACCUGAAGCAUGUGGUAGCAGCUGGAGACUCUGCCACCUGGCACGCCCUGAGUUUAUGGCCGGGAUGCCAACAGCUGUGGCUUGCCCAGGAGGAUCUAGGACUGUGAUUGGCCAUGGGCAAGAGCAAGGCUACCUCCCUGACCAGGCCAACUUGCCAAUGCACCAGGACUUUGGGCCCCGGUUCAUACAUAUGUGUGGUGCCAACUUGUUUCAAACCCUCUGCCCCAUGAGUGGUGCCUACAUGCCAGUCAAACCCCCAGACCAUCGCUGCUGCCAGGCUGCCCCUGAUGUGGUCCUUCCACACUAUGCACUGAUAAACAGCCCAACUCACGGUGUUGCUUCUUAUCUUUGCCCUACUCCAUUAUCCAUGCAGCCCCAGGGUUUUGCCUAUGAUUCUGUCCACAUGUAUGGUCCCCACAGUGAAACUGUAAAUGCAAUGGCAUCCACCUUCAAUGUGAGCUCCCAUGCAGUCCCCCAGCAAGGGACAACAGAACACUGCAGAGAGCCCAGUAAUAUGCCAAUGGGUGAAAAUCCAAAUGAGCAGAAUUAUUCUGGUAUAUAAAAACGUUAUUUCUCUGUCAUUUGUUAGAAUGUGUCUUGGAAUAAGUGUGACAUUUUGUUCAGAUUUUCAUUUUAUCUCUAAUUUAUUCAGCUCAUUCUUGUCUAAAUUCCAGGUUAAUGACAGCACAUCGCCAGGAAUGAACAACUUGUUUAAUUUGUUCCUGAAAACAUACUGAACACCUUCAACAUUCCGCAAUAAACAUAGCUAUCUUAUGAAA